Contarinia nasturtii (swede midge) is the source of this 2223-nucleotide messenger RNA. RefSeq names its product abhydrolase domain-containing protein 2 (gene Hydr2). Lineage: Eukaryota; Metazoa; Arthropoda; Insecta; Diptera; Cecidomyiidae. Gene Ontology annotation, biological process: acylglycerol catabolic process; steroid hormone receptor signaling pathway; sperm capacitation. The coding region runs from base 583 to 1788 and encodes 401 amino acids. The transcript has 6 exons. Gene Ontology annotation, molecular function: monoacylglycerol lipase activity; acetylesterase activity. Gene Ontology annotation, cellular component: sperm flagellum; sperm plasma membrane. The record is from RefSeq and is a predicted model, not a curated record.
GAUACAAUUAUUUCCAUUUAUUUGCAGUAUUACUUCAUUUAUUGUUUAGAUUGCUUUGCGUUAGUGUAGGCAUCAGUUCGUUUCGGUAGUGAAAACGAGAAAGAAAACUACGCUGUUAAAAACAUUUGAUUGAAAUUAAUUUCGAAGCAAUUUAUAUCGAAAUCGACAUUUUUUUUAAAUCGAAUAAUUCAGGUUUUCAUUUAGUUUAGUUGAAACCAUUUACUGCGACAGACUGUGUGUGCGUUUAUAUUUUUUUAUGAAGAAAAGUACUAUUGUUUUUUCUUCUCUCAUUCCUGCGUUGAGUCAAUCUGUCAUUACCCACAGUGUAUGAAAAGUUUCUAGAAGAUUCGAUCAAUGAAAACAAAUUGAAAACUAUUUGAUAGUGAAAGAAAAUUCAAUAAAUAUACGACCUUAGUUAAAAUUUGGCGAUAGUAAAAUGGUUUAGCAUUCCGUGUCAAAAAAAAAACACAUCCAUUUUGAAGGCAAACAUUUUGAUUGAAGUGUAUAUGUGUGUAUAUAUAUAAUAUACGUGUCUUGUGUGAAGAGUUAAAAAAGAAACGAUAGAAAAAUAAGAGAACCGAAAUGAUGUCGCCGGCCUAUCUGUUCGGAGUCGCAAUAUUUUUGAUUCUAUUUCGGCUGUUGAAUGUAAACUAUCAACCAAUCAAACCGUAUAUAGCAUGCUUUGAUGAAUCAUUUUUGGAUUGUAUCUACAAAUAUGCGCCCAUUCUGCGAGAUCCAUACGUUCCAACGCUUUGGGGCUAUUCUGGUCAUUUGCAAACAGUAUUUCAUAGUAUAGUUGGUCGUGUAAAAUGUCCAUGGCCAUCAGGCGAUCGAAUUUAUUUGACGCUCAACGACAAUUCAACACUCACGUACGACCUGUACCAACCAUUGAACGAACCACAAGAUGAUGUGACAGUGGCAAUUUGCCCUGGGAUUGGAAACACAUCAGAAACCGUGUACAUUCGAACAUUUGUUCAUUUGGCACAAUCGAUGGGUUAUAGAUGCGCGGUGCUUAAUCAUAUUGGGGCAUUAGCAACAGUUGAAGUAACAUCCAGUCGGAUAUUCUCAUAUGGACAUACCGGAGAUUAUGCUGAAAUGGUGAAGCAUUUGGAGCAAAAGUAUCCGUCAUCGUACAUUGUUGCGGUUGGUUUUAGUCUUGGUGGCAAUAUCGUAACUAAAUACAUGGGCGAAGAGCAGGGCAAAAUUCCGCGAAAUAUCAUCGGUGGCAUCAGUAUAUGUCAAGGAUACAAUGCUGUCGAAGGCACGCAACAUUUAAUGAAUUGGGAAAACUUCCGACGAUUGUAUUUAUAUGUAAUGACCGAGAAUGUGAAGCAAAUCAUACGCAAACAUCGACAUGUCUUAUUGUCCGAAGAUGUUAAAAAGAAGUACGAUAUUAAAGAAUCUGAUAUUUCGUAUGCUUUAACACUACCAGAUUUGGAUGAAGUGUAUACACGAAAAAUUCAUAACUUCCCGUCGGUCAACGAUUUGUAUCAAUGGAGUUCUUCACUUAAUUAUUUACAGUACAUUAAGAAACCAAUGGUGUUCAUUAAUUCAAAAGACGACCCGCUCAUUCCGGAGAGUUUGCUUGAACCGAUCAAAGAGCAUGCAAGUAAACACCCAAAUACACUCUAUGUAGAGGUGGCCCAUGGUGGACAUUUAGGUUUCUAUGAAGGCGGCUACAUCUAUCCAAAUCCAAUAACAUGGUUAGAUAGAGCGACCAUAGCAAUCAUCGGAGGCAUUGUUCUUUCGAACAAAAAUCGUUUGAUGCAUAAAGUUGAAAUCGAUUAAGUGACCGAUUCGGUGCCAAUUCGGUGCAUUUUGACGUUCGUUUCAAACGACGCAUUUACAUUUUAAUUCUUCUAAGCCGAAUGACAUCCGUUUGAUUUACAACAAAAACAGCAAUUGUCAAUCCAAAUACGAGUAUGAAAGCCAAAUACAAAAACCCAUAUGGAACCAUUGAAUUUUUGAAAGAUCCUUCACUAAACUAAUAUAUGAACAACCCAUCAGUUCAAGUCAUCUCAUCAUCUUCAUUUAUCAUCGGUUCACGUGUCACAGUCACCGCCGCGCUCGUUCAUUUCGUCCAAGUAUUUACCAAUGUGUAUAUCAGCGCUCAAACAUCGUGAUGGGAUCGUGGUUUUUUUUUACUUAAUAUCUUAACCGCGAUGCGAAAACAUAUUUGAAUUUUACGAUACUUAUUUAUAUUCUAAACAAAGAAAAAAAAAA